AUGAGCUGUAAGUAUGCGAUUUUGAGGCUGAAUGGAGAAGCAUCGAUUUCGUAUGAUGGACUGAAAGCCAAAAGAAAACAUGAAGGAAAGAAGAAAAUAACAUCUUGGGAAUCCUUAAAACAUAAGAUCAGAAGAAGGUACGUUCCAACAAACUACCCAAUCAUAAUUUAUCAAAAACUUUCUGAAUCAUGGCAAAAUAAAUUAUUGGAUGUGAUGGAUUAUGAUGAAUCGUUGGGAGAGACCAUUAUAACUGAAGAACCUACCUUUGUGCAAGAAUCUUAUGUUGUUAUUGAAUAUGUUGUGAAUGAAGAAUCUACAAUAAUGGAGAAGGUUUGUGAAGACGAAUAA
Messenger RNA from Lactuca saligna, 348 nucleotides. NCBI's taxonomy places the organism in Eukaryota, Viridiplantae, Streptophyta, Magnoliopsida, Asterales, Asteraceae. The record is from the annotation of a GenBank genome assembly.